Messenger RNA from Sipha flava (yellow sugarcane aphid), 1832 nucleotides. It is a transcript of the gene Nsun5, whose product is annotated as probable 28S rRNA (cytosine-C(5))-methyltransferase. Gene Ontology annotation, molecular function: methyltransferase activity. Gene Ontology annotation, cellular component: nucleolus. Lineage: Eukaryota; Metazoa; Arthropoda; Insecta; Hemiptera; Aphididae. The record is from RefSeq and is a predicted model, not a curated record. The transcript has 7 exons. Gene Ontology annotation, biological process: rRNA base methylation. The coding region runs from base 212 to 1813 and encodes 533 amino acids.
GUAAAACAUGUGAGCGAAUGUUUGGUUAUGAAUUGUGUAUGCUGCUCGUCUAGUCGUUUACAAUUAAUAUUUUUGUGGACGCAAUUCUACGAGAUUUCAAAUAAUUUCAACGUUUUUAUAAAGAAAAGAUUUUGCUCGUAAUUUGUUUUCAUUUAAUUAUUUUAAUAGUGUAGUGUUCAUACAGACAUCUGAAUUUGUUACAUUUGUUACAAUGGUUAAUAAGCAAUCUAUUAAACCGGCGAAUAAAGACCAUGAUAAAACUACAGGGUUAUAUAAAAUUGCUGCUAAAAUAGUAAAAAAAGUCAAAAGUGGAAGCAACUAUAAGUCUCAACUUUAUCAAGCACAGUACCCUAAUAAAUUAUUACUGAAUGCUGUACUAAUGAAUGUUUUCAAAUGGGAAAAAGUAAUAGAUGUUUUGAUUGAAAAAAGUAAUAUUCUAGAAAAAGAAAAUAAUAUGGACCGUGAAUUAGCUUAUGUACUAAUCACUGAACUGAUGUGGUCUAAAUUUGGUUUAAAAGGGAGUGCUAAGAAUAUUAUGGCAGUAAAAAAGUAUAAAUCUGAAUUUUUGAAACUUAUGGAAGAAAAUGAUUUGAAAAACUUAACUACUUCCUUACCACCAAAAGUUUGGAAGCCUCGAUUUUUCCGUGUGAACACAUUAUUAACAACAUUAGAAGAUGUUUUGAAAAAAUUGUCUGACCUAAAAUUUAAAAAAUUUAAGACGCCAAAAACUUAUGCUGAGUUUUUAGAACUAAUUAAAUCUGACAAAUUCAAAGGGAAUUGUUUUGUUAUUGAUAUACACAUCAAAGAUUUGUUAGUAUUUAAUUCAAAAGUGAAAUUUUAUAAUCUAGAAGACUACAAUAAUGGAUUAUUAAUUGUUCAAGAUAAGGCAAGUUGUUUGGCUGCUCAUUUACUAAAUCCAGAACCAGAUAGUACCGUCUUAGAUAUGUGUGCUGCUCCUGGUAUGAAAACAUCACAUUUAGCAGCGUUAAUGCAAAACAAAGGCAAACUUUAUGCUGUUGAUCGUUGCAAGGAAAGAUUUAAUGUAUUGCAAAAUAUUUUGGAGAAAUAUGGUGUAAAGAAUGUGGAAACAUUUAAUAUGGAUGCAUUAACUUUUCCUUAUUACGAUGAUGUCAAAUAUAUAUUAGUAGAUCCAUCAUGUUCUGGUUCUGGCAUUGUUGAUAGAGUAAGAAAUGAUCCAACACUUAAGAAUGAACAUUUUAAAAAAAGGUUAAAAAAGUUGGCUAAUGUCCAUGCUCAGCUAUUAAAUCAUGCAUUAAAAAGUUAUCCUAAUUUAAAACGAUUAGUUUAUUCUACUUGUUCUACGAAUCCAGAAGAAAAUGAAGCUGUUGUUGAUGAAGCAUUAUCAGUUAAUGGCAAAUUUAAACUUUUAAAUUGCACUAAAAUGUUAAAAGGUUGGACAAAUAAAGGAGCUCCUGGUUAUGAUUGUUCAGAAAUGUGUCUUAAUGCUGUUUCAAAUGUGGAUUGCACUAAUGGAUUUUUUAUUGCGGUUUUUGUUUGUCGAGAUUUUGAAGAAGCUGAAGAAGAAGAAGAUAAAAAAGAAGUAAAAAAAAUAGAAGAAGAAGACGAAGAAGAAAAAAUUGAAGAAAAAUAUAUUAUAGACUCCAAGAAACUAAAAAAAACUAAAGCUAACAAAAAUUCAUUGCAAAGUGUUAACAUCAAAGACAAUACAAAUACACCUAUUAAAAAAAGUAAAAAUGUUAAAAGAAGGGAAAGAAGAUUAAAACUAGAGCAAGCAAAAGGAAUAUCUAAUAAAACAAAAAAACCAAAAAAAGUAAAAACAGAAGAAAUAUAAUAUUUGUUAUAAUAUUUUG